CAUUUUCUUCAUUGGAACAAGCUCUAAGGUCCCAGCACUGAGAUAAUGAGCACCGCAAGGUUCAUCAAGUGCGUCACCGUUGGGGAUGGAGCUGUGGGAAAGACUUGCAUGCUUAUCUCCUAUACGAGCAAUACUUUCCCCACCGAUUAUGUUCCUACAGUUUUUGACAACUUUAGCGCCAAUGUGGUGGUCGACGGCAGCACGGUCAACCUUGGUUUAUGGGACACUGCCGGGCAGGAAGAUUACAACAGGCUAAGACCUUUGAGUUACAGAGGAGCUGACGUGUUUUUGCUUGCCUUUUCCCUCAUUAGCAAGGCCAGUUAUGAAAACGUCUACAAAAAGUGGAUUCCCGAGCUAAGACAUUAUGCUCCUAAUGUCCCUGUUGUGCUUGUUGGAACCAAACUAGAUUUGCGAGAUGACAAACAGUUCUUGACUGAUCAUCCAGGAGCAACGGCAAUAACAACUUCUCAAGGGGAGGAACUAAAGAAAAUUAUAGGAGCAGUUAGUUACAUUGAAUGCAGUUCCAAAACCCAACAGAAUGUGAAGGCUGUUUUCGAUACUGCAAUAAAGGUAGCACUGAGGCCACCAAAGCCAAAGAGAAAGCCUCACAAGAAAAGAUCAUGUGUUUUCCUUUGAGUCUCAAUCAACAUUACACUCAAUUGCAGAAAAUAUAUUUUCUGCUAUACCUUUUUAUUUUUUUUUUAUUUUUUUUUAUCCUUAAAUUCCAUUUGAAUAUAAAGGAUAUCCAUUAAAAAAUGCUGUAAUCGAUUACUGAAAGAAAUAGUUUUUGUUUUAUUUUUGUAAUCAUCUUUGUGAUAAGCUAUAUUUUGAAAUGGCAGGACCUGUUUGUAAUUUCUGAGCAAUAAUUUAGAUUAAAGUUCAAUGGAGUACUCCAACUGUUUGAACUCUUGUUCCCGGGAAUCCUGUUCAACUUAUCAAAACUUUAAGAAUGGAAAAGAU
Messenger RNA from Gossypium arboreum, 960 nucleotides. Its product is annotated as rac-like GTP-binding protein RAC13. Gene Ontology annotation, biological process: establishment or maintenance of cell polarity; actin filament organization; regulation of cell shape. Lineage: Eukaryota; Viridiplantae; Streptophyta; Magnoliopsida; Malvales; Malvaceae. The record is from RefSeq and is a predicted model, not a curated record. Gene Ontology annotation, cellular component: cytoplasmic vesicle; cytoskeleton; cell projection. The transcript has 7 exons. Gene Ontology annotation, molecular function: GTPase activity; protein kinase binding; GTP binding. The coding region runs from base 46 to 636 and encodes 196 amino acids.